Rhinopithecus roxellana (golden snub-nosed monkey) is the source of this 5267-nucleotide messenger RNA. It is a transcript of the gene BCLAF3, whose product is annotated as BCLAF1 and THRAP3 family member 3. The coding region runs from base 334 to 2445 and encodes 703 amino acids. Gene Ontology annotation, molecular function: transcription coregulator activity; DNA binding. Gene Ontology annotation, biological process: positive regulation of transcription by RNA polymerase II. The record is from RefSeq and is a predicted model, not a curated record. Gene Ontology annotation, cellular component: mediator complex. The transcript has 14 exons. Lineage: Eukaryota; Metazoa; Chordata; Mammalia; Primates; Cercopithecidae.
GAGGCGGUUGGGGUGCCGUUGCCGUGGGAGGCGGCGGCAGAGUGAGGGGCGAGGCCCGAGGGGCCGGCGGCGGCGGCGGCGGCGGCGGCGGCGGCAGCGGGGACUUCCCGGCCGGGCUACAUUAUCCGGGCAGCAGAGGGCAUAAAAGCUGCUUUCCAAAUUUAGAUGGCAAUUUUAGAUGUGAUGCCUGAUGUCAACUAUUCUCAAGUAUGCUAAAGCCCAAUUCUGCUGACCAAGCACCUGAGCAAGUGACCGGCCAGUCUCCACAGGGUCAUCUUUCUGACGGUAGGAGUUGCAAGUGUAAAAAGUGGAUAGUGGCUCACGUGUCAAAGGAUGGCACGGUCACGAUCUAGAUCCCCCAGGUGGAAACACAGGUCUUUAUCGCCAGUACCUAGAAAUGCUGAACACUACAAGCAAAGACAUUCGCACGGGCAUUAUGGCUGUGAAUAUAGGAAGGAUCCAAAAAGACCCGUCGCUUGGAGAAUGGACAGUGAGAAACAUGGACAGAGUAAACCAAGGAUUCCCUCUCGUGGAAAUAUAUAUUACCAGUCUUAUGAACAUAGAUCACCUUCCCCUAACAUAAGAAACUCUUUAGAAAAUGUUUAUAUGUAUAAGCCUCACCGAGGAUAUUCGCCUGGAAGAGGGGACAGUAACAGGAGAGCUCAGUAUAUGCCCAAAUACUCAGAUGGUAUACCCUACAAAGAGCAUGAGAGGAAUUCUUAUCCCCAGAAAGUGCAAGGAGGGUAUAGUCCUGAUGACCACAGAGUUAGAGGAAGUGGAAAAGGGGGGAAACCACCUCAGAGGUCAAUAGCAGAUUCUUUUAGAUUUGAAGGAAAGUGGCAUGAAGAUGAGUUGAGGCACCAGAGGAUACAAGAAGAAAAAUACUCCCAGUCAACUAGAAGAGGCUCUGAAGACUUUGAGACAAGGAGCUCAUUUCAGAAGAGGUAUCCUGAGGAUCGUGAUUUCAGAAAAUAUGGACACACAUCAAAAAGACCUAAAGACGUGGAGAGGUAUGAAAGCAGAGAGCCUGCCAGGAAUCCAAAGUGGAAGCCCGAGCAUUCCCUCCCACCUUACCAAGAGGACACAGACCAGUGGAACCUUGGGCCCCAGACUUAUCGACAUGCUGAGAGGGAACACCCAGAGACCAGUUCAGCAACCAAAGUAUCCUAUGACUAUCGUCACAAACGUCCUAAGCUCUCGGAUGGGGACCAGGACUUUUCUGAUGGGAGAACUCAGAAGUACUGUAAGGAAGAAGAUAGAAAAUACAGUUUUCAAAAAGGCCCUGUAAAUAGAGAGUUAGAUUGUUUUAAUACUGGAAGAGGGAGAGAGACUCAAGAUGGACAAGUCAAAGAACCUUUUAAACCGUCUAAGAAAGACAGCAUUGCCUGUACUUAUCCAAAUAAAAAUGAUGUUGAUUUGAGGUCUAGUAAUGACAAACGGAAGGAAAAAAUAAAGAAAGAAGGGGAUUGCAGAAAAGAGAGCAAUUCUUCCAGUAACCAACUUGAUAAAAGUCAAAAACUUUCUGAUGUGAAACCCUUGCCUAUCAAUCUUAGGAAGAAAUCACUUACAGUUAAAGUAGAUGUGAAGAAAACAGUAAAUACAUUCAGGGUUGCUUCUAGCUAUUCCACAGAGAGACAGAUGUCACAUGAUUUGGUUGCUGUUGGCAGGAAAAGUGAGAACUUUCAUCCAGUGUUUGAACAUCUUGACUCAACUCAGAAUACUGAAAACAAACCUACAGGAGAAUUUGCUCAGGAAAUCAUAACAAUAAUCCAUCAAGUUAAAGCAAAUUAUUUUCCAUCACCUGGCAUUACUUUACAUGAGCGUUUCUCAACAAUGCAAGAUACACACAAGGCAGAUGUAAAUGAAAUUACAUUGAAUUCAGAUCCAGAAAUACACAGGAGAAUAGAUAUGUCUUUGGCCGAGCUUCAGAGUAAACAAGCUGUGAUCUAUGAAUCGGAACAGACUCUGAUCAAAAUAAUAGAUCCGAAUGACCUACGACAUGACAUUGAAAGAAGGCGAAAAGAACGGUUACAGAAUGAAGAUGAGCACAUUUUUCACAUAGCUAGUGCUGCAGAGAGGGAAGAUCAGAGUUCCAGUUUUUCAAAGGUAAAGAAUAUUCAUACUGAUGGAUUCCAAAAACCCAUGCAUUUUAUAAAAUCAAAUUUAAAAAAAUGUAUUGAAAAACCUUACAUGAAUUAUACUACGCAGAGAAAAGACAUAAUUACUCACAAACCAUUUCAGGUUGAGGGAAAUCGCCGAAACACGAGAGUAAGACCUUUUAAGAGCAACUUUAGAGGUGGCAGAUGCCAGCCCAAUUAUAAAUCAGGCCUGGUACAGAAGAGCUUGUACAUUCAGGCUAAGUAUCAGCGUUUACGGUUCACUGGCCCAAGGGGAUUUAUCACUCAUAAAUUCAGAGAAAGAUUAAUGAGAAAAAAGAAGUUUUAAUAGUGUAAGAUCCUAGUGAAAGGAAUAUACAGAUGUUGCCACAGGAAUCUAAUCUGAAAUCGUACAAAUGGAAAUGACACUACAGGAGAAUGUUUGGGAGCAUCUCUCUCUUUUUGUCAGGAGUUAGAAGUGACACUAAGGCACUAAUACUGUAACUUCUUGAUAAAAUAACUUUAUUUUUUAGUAGUGGAAUGCUGCAACUUUUUUACACCUAACAAUUGCUUUUAAAUUACAGUAUUCAAUUUAAAAGUUGUAUUAACUACAGUUUCCUUUGCAAAAAGUCUCAAAAGAAUCACUUGAAGGGCAUUAUUUGUUGAUGCGUUUUUCUCUGAGCAUGGUUUCAUAGAGAGAACUUCACCAAGUUAUAUUCAGACGUUUAUAUGUUGAAAGUUUUGCUUACAUAAUAAAAACAAAAACAAGCAUCUGAAUUGUAUAGUGUCUGUACAUGAAAGAACUUUAAACAGUGGCCUUAUGGUAGAAAAUUUUAUACCGGAUUUUUCUUUUUCUGAUGACAUUUUGGCUUAUAACUCGAAGUUUUCUUAAGUUUCUGAAGAUCAAGGCCUAUAUAAUUCAUACAUUUCAUAUUAUAAGAAGGCAAGAGACAAGGUGCUUCAAAUAUUCCAUCAGGUAGUUAUGAGUGCACUGAAUUUUUAGUAAUGUGUUCAUUCAGUUUUUUCCCACAACUAUUUGCUCUUUUCCAAUUUCAAAAUGCUAUUGUGGAAAAUAUGUAAAGAUUUUGUAAUCUAUAGUCCAUCUUAUUUUUCCCUCAGGGCAAGCUUGUGCAUAUCAUAUUUUUAAAGGCUUUUUAAAAAUCUGACACACAAAAUCUCAUAUUUGAAAAUUGUACUUUACUACUACAGCAUUACACAUUUUGCAAGCACAUCUUAUAGAGUGUUUACUUUUAGUUCAGUUGAUAUGUAGUGCAUACCUACUAUGUGUAAGAGCAAAUGGAUGGGAUUUUAAGUGAAAUUUUUAGGUCCCAGUACCUUAUUUCUUUAUGUUUUCUAUGUUCUGCUUAACAGUACAUAUACAUUCCCAAUUACAUUUUUGUGAAAUGUUUAUUUGUAAUAAAAUAAAAUGUUGUUGCUCUUUCUGCUUAAAGAAGUUACUUGCCAGUUUGUGAGAACAUUAUUUUAAUGUUGUAGGAGACUUAUAGCCUUGGAUAGCACCUGUUGAUGUUUAAAGCCCUGUUCUGUGCUUACAAAGACAGAGCUUUCAAAAUUAAAAUGUGAAGGUUGAUAAGAACUUGGUUUUUCAUGACUGGAUGUGAAAAAUCUUAGUACAUUCAGUUUUCUUUUCCAUAUCUUUAAAAAAGAUAGGGCAGCCUUUUCCUUAAGUGAGUUCAUGAUAAGGGGGGCAGGUGCACUUGAUUCAUUGCUAAGCAGGUAAUAAAUUUAGGUAGAUGGCCUGUCUUGUACUGUGUACAAUCUCUGUAGGUCAGAUUUUCCAAACAUAUUUAGCAUUCCAUUUAUGGUAAGAAAGAAAUGCAUGCACACUGGUAGUAUGGCAACUUUAUAUUGUGUUAGGUACUUAUAAAAUCUGUCUUAAAUUUUAAAAUAAUUGAUUUCAUUUACUCCCAUAUUCUAGGGGACAGUUAUGAGCCUUGAAUAUGUAAUCAUUUGAUUGACAACUAUGUAUUGCACAAAUACUGUACUAAAAUUACAGCAAUGAACAAGAAGACAAGACACAUGGACCCUACCUUUAUGGUACAAAGAGUCUAAUAGGAAAAAUGGACAUUAAACAGAAAUAUAACUUGGUAAAUGGCCUUUGUAGCUCAAUUUUUAUUUAUUGUAACACAUAAAGGUAAGAUGGCUGAUUUACUAUUAUUCAUUCCACAACUGAUUCCCUAUUUGGAUAUUCUUUUGGCACUGUCUCAAAAUGCAAAGCGUGUUAUCUGCAAAAUACCUAUGCAGAAAACAUUGUGUGUAUAAGAUCUAAAGCCUAAAAGGAAAAACCAGCUUGAUAAUUUAGAGUAUAAAAUAAGGACAGGGACCAUGUCUGUCUUGUCCACCAUAGUAUCCCCAGCACCCAGCUUCCUAUUUGACAUGUGGUAAGAGUUCAUUAAAUAUUAGUUGAAUAAUGAAUGAAUAGGGAAUAAUAGAAUAUGUUUAUUAGGAACUACUUGUGUAAUUUUCAUAUGGAGGUUGAACAAAAGGUUAUCCAUAGCAUUUUUUAUUGACUUGAAAGAAUUUGAAUUAUUGAAUGCAUAAGACUUGAGAAGACAAGUUUUUUUGUUUUUUGUUUUUAAUAAGUCCCAUACCAUUGCCUCCUCCCCUUCCUCCCCUACGUGCUAGGCCCUUCGCUGGUACUGGGAAGACAAAGAUAAUAAGACACAGUCCCUGCUGUGAGGAAGCUCACGCACUACUGAAGAAGAGAAUCACAAAAACAAAGAAUCACAAUGUAGAGUAAGUACUUUAGUGGACAUAUAUACAAGAAGUUGAGAGAAAAGUUGGCAUUUCUGGUUCAGCAUCCCCUCGUCAUGUUUUUUCCUAUUGGUUUCACCAACCUCAGAAGGCACUAUUCUUUUGGUGGUUUUGCUGGUUUUAAAAAUUGAUGCAUUGGGGGAAACUGGGUAAAUUGUACACGGAAUCUCUCUGUAUUAUUUCUUUUAUAGCUGCAUGUGAAUCUAGAGUUAUUUCAAUAUAAAUUUCAAUUUGAAGAAUUGCCCAUAGUCUUAUCACAGAGAACACUAUUAUAAAUAUUUUGGAUGAUACAUUUUCAUUUUUUUCUAUUGGAAAGAAACUCACUACAUUUACAUAUAACAAUUUAUGUAGAUGUAUACUAUGUACCACACUUUACCUAAUAAAUCCUACAUUUUUGAA